Messenger RNA from Ilyonectria robusta, 1737 nucleotides. RefSeq names its product Dak1 domain-containing protein. The record is from RefSeq and is a predicted model, not a curated record. Gene Ontology annotation, biological process: glycerol catabolic process. The transcript is spliced from 2 exons. Gene Ontology annotation, molecular function: ATP binding; glycerone kinase activity. Lineage: Eukaryota; Fungi; Ascomycota; Sordariomycetes; Hypocreales; Nectriaceae. The coding region runs from base 1 to 1737 and encodes 578 amino acids. Gene Ontology annotation, cellular component: cytosol.
AUGUCCGCCAAACACUUCAUCAACGAUCCUACCCACCUCGUCACGUCUGCUCUCCGCAGCCUCACUAUUACAAACCCAUCCAUCGCCCUGGAUGUGGACAAUAAAAUCGUCUACCGUCGCCCUUCUCCCAAUGCUACUCAACAGGUAUCCAUCAUCUCCGGUGGAGGCUCUGGCCAUGAGCCCUCCUUCGCCGGCAUGGUCGGCCAGGGCAUGCUCUCCGCCGCCGUAGCUGGCACCAUCUUCGCGAGUCCCUCAGCAGAGCAGAUCCGCGCGGCCAUAACCUCCCGCGUCGAUACCUCCAAGGGCGUACUUGUCAUUGUCAUGAACUACACUGGAGAUGUGCUCAACUUUGGUAUGGCUGUGGAAAAGGCCAAGGCCGCUGGGCUCGCUUGCGAGAUGGUCGUGGUAGGCGACGAUGUAGGCGUCGGCCGCGCAAAGGCCGGCAAGGUCGGGCGCCGUGGAAUUGCAGGGACAGUUCUCGUCCUUAAGAUCGCCGGUGCCCUGGCAGCAUUAGGACGGCCCCUGGAUGAAGUGGCUACGCUCGCCCGCGCGAUGGCAGCUAACUUGGUGAGCGUGGGAGCCAGCUUGGAGCAUGUCCACGUCCCAGGCCGCAAGCUCAAUACGGAAGAAGGCUUGGAAGUUGGAGAAGUUGAGGUCGGAAUGGGUAUUCACAACGAACCAGGAUCCGAGAGAUCGAAGCUGGAGCUACCUGAGCUGGUCAGCAAGAUGCUUACCCAGCUCCUGGAUCCCAGUGACAAGGAUCGCGCGUUUGUCAACUUCAGCUCCAACGAGACAGUUCUUAUGAUAAACAACCUCGGCGGCGUCAGCGUCCUCGAAAUGGGCGGCAUCACCACCGAAGUCGUGACCCAGCUGGAGGCCAAGCACGGCAUCCGACCCGUCCGCAUACUCUGCGGCACUUACAUGACCAGCCUGAACGGGUUGGGCUUCAGCAUCAGCCUGCUCCAAGUGCCGCCUCAAAAACCCGACGCCCCAGGCGUGAUAGAGUUGCUCGACGCUUCCGCAGAAGUCGUCGGGUGGUCCGCGCCAAUUCAGACGAGCACCUGGGAUGCCAAGAACACAGCCACGAUGACCGACAGCACUGGCGCCAGUCACGAGACCAAGAGCAGCGACCUUAAGAUGGACGCCGCGGUGGCUCAAUCCGCUUUGAAGAACGCCCUGGAUCGAGUCAUUGCCGCUGAACCUGAUAUCACCAGAUACGAUACAGUGGUCGGAGACGGAGAUUGCGGUAUCGGCCUGAAGAGGGGAGCCGAAGCAAUCCUCAAGCACCUAGGUGAACAUCCUCUCACCGGCGAUGUCAUACGGGAUCUCGGAGCCAUUGUGUCCAUCGUAGAGAACAACAUGGACGGCACGUCUGGUGCCCUGUUCGCCAUCUUCCUAAACGCCCUCGUCCACGCACUCAGCGGCGUCGCCGGCACCGCGUCUCCCGAGGUAUGGGCAAAGGCACUGAAGCAGAGCAACGAGGCCCUAUCCAAGUACACGCCCGCACGCCCAGGUGACCGCACCUUGGUCGACGCACUGUACCCCUUCGUCGAGGUCCUCGGCGAGACGGGUGACGUCAAGAAGGCAGCCGAGGCAGCAAGAAAGGCCGCAGACGAGACCAAGGGCAUGCAGGCCAGUCUCGGCCGUUCGGUUUAUGUUGGAGGCAGUGGAUAUCAGGAGGUUCCUGACCCUGGUGCUUGGGGUCUUGCGUGUUUCUUCCUUGGGUUGAGCGAUUGA